CCUCCCUAUUUCUUUUUGCUCACUUCAAUUUCUUACACAGAACGAUAAGGGUACUCUAACGACACCAUUUUAGCACACCCAGUCAGAGGAAAAGUUUUACGUUUGAAUUCAAUAAAUUCAACCAGUAAAGGAGACUUCCCUUUUUGACUGAGUGCAGCUACAAUUAGUAACAAUCAUUUUACAGCACUGAUUUCAACUCAUUUGGUCUUGUGCAUCGUAUGAGUAAACAGACGAUUUUAGAAGAUUUUUGCUCAAUGAAUACCACAAUAAUACGUAACAGAGACGGGAAAGCAUUGUCCUCUCCAGCUAAUGCAGAAACGAGUGAACAUUGGGCAGUUACAAAGAAAAAUGCAGCUAUAUGGAUAGUUCCCAAAAAAUGCAAGCGGGAAGAAAAAAAACUUUUUAAAAUUAAAAUUCUUUAUUGUUGGGAUAAAAGCUGUUAUAAAUAUGAUGUUCAACAUGAAUUUGUAAUCAACAUCGACUGGACAUGAAUGAGCACAUCGGUAUAAGAUGGAAAAGAGAUGGAGAUGGAAAAAGCUCAUGGAGAAAUGCACCGUGUUGUAUUGGAGUCUCUUUACUCAGAAGAAGUACGCCACCCAGUGGGCAGUGAAACCACCAGAAAAGGGGUUUUCCGCGUGUUUGAGAUGUUUCAGUACAAAGCUCUGAACCGUCGUCUGCUUUAUGUCAUAAUGGAAGGAAUGAUGGAAACUUUGUUCCCUGACAACAAAUUUCGUGACAUUUUCCUGAAACUACACUCCAAGUCACCACGUGCUGCCAGCAGAUUGGAAGAAAAGCGACUAGUUAUGGAAGAAGAAGAAAGGGUGCGCUCAGAAAAAGAAAGGGCAAGAUCAGAAAGUGCAGAGAGGACCAAUAAAAAAAAGAAAGGGAAAUGAUUUUUCACAGAACUGAGUUCUUCAUGUUUUCUUGUAAAAAUUUCUCUUACACUGACGUGGCUUGACUUGGAGGCCAGAAAUGGAGAUGGUGCAAUGAAUGGAAGACAGUGAUUCAAAUUACUUAAAAAACUGACAAAUAUUUAAAAGUUCAAGCAAAAUGCAGAAAAAAUGAAUUCAUUUCAUUACAAACAGAUGCCCAUUUCCUCAAUGAAUUGACACU
This is a messenger RNA of Lingula anatina, 1113 nucleotides long. Its product is annotated as sorting nexin-13. NCBI's taxonomy places the organism in Eukaryota, Metazoa, Brachiopoda, Lingulata, Lingulida, Lingulidae. Gene Ontology annotation, molecular function: phosphatidylinositol binding. Gene Ontology annotation, cellular component: early endosome. The record is from RefSeq and is a predicted model, not a curated record.